CUAGACUUCGCUCCUGAUAUUCAUCGUUCAAUACUACGCCCUGCUUCGGCAAGGAGUUUGGUACAAGCCUCAAGAUUGCUCCAGCGAACCCAUUCCGCGUACCAAAGUACCACGUUCCUUCUUGCCCCGCUCAAUAGCCAGAUUCACUUCUCCAGGCACCGCCUAUCAUCUUCACAGCAGAAGGGAGUCAAACGCCAAAAGUGCACAGCCACACAUGGGACUUCAUUUUUUCUGAUUACGAUUCAGCUUUCAGUGAUUCUGCAGGGCCUGACUCGCAGUUGACGGGAGUCACUCUUUGCGACUGCACAAAGAGCGACUUCUUGAUCAUGCCCUUGUACCAAGGAUGGGGUUGUGCUAGAAGGGUUACUUGCGCUAUGGUAAUUGAUCGACUUGCAGAUGGCCAAACUUCAGCCUCGGUGCUCGCUUCAAGACACCGUCAAUAACGGCGAAUUUUUCCUCGCUGAUGAAGCUACGAUUCUUCACCAAAUAAAAGAAGCAUUCGAACCAGAACUCGAACGUCUCAAGUCUGCGAAAGCCGUUGAAGGUACUGAGGAGGAACGUUAUUCGAAUGGCACCCUCGAUAAUCCGAGUCCGUCCCAAAUUCUUUAUGGAUUCAACUUUGACGAGAUCAAUCGAACUCUUGUAGGCAUUCUUGCCCUCAGAUGGAUCAAGAAUGAAGAUUAUGAUCAUUUCACCCGUGGUCAACCCAGCGAAAGUCGGCUGACCAAAGACUCUUUCGCUUGGCUUUGCGGCUUGUUUGAUGACGGGCUAAAGUGUCUAGACGACCUUUUUGCCUUGAUACUAUCCAUGGUUAUUAAUGACUUGGGAAAGGAUCCAAAUCUCGAAGAGGACCUCUACCACCGCACUCACCAAUACCAACAGAACCAUGAUGCCUUACUUUUAGAAGCGGCAAAAGCAGACAUGAUCCCGUCUUUGAACUAUUUGGCUCCCGACAAAAGAGAAGAGGUUAUGCUGGGGCUCGAGCUUGGAUCCGAGUUGAACGCUGGCCAACUUGCACAAGCCGAGAGCGUACCCAUCAUUCUGGAGGGUCUACUCCACAUGAGAGGUCACGAGCACGCAUUUGAUCUCAAAUUCAUGGAACAGAUUCUCGACGUUGCCGGUGCAGCAGGCCAUCUUGAUUCCACAGGGGCUAAAACCUUGAUCGAACCAGUCUUCCAAGCAUUUAAAACCGUUCACGAAGUCUCGCUAGAGAUUAUAGCUGGCAACGCUAACCUUCGAGAAGGCUAUGACAAGAUCCUCACGAAGCGUGGUAAUAUGCUCUCGGGCAAAGGGUUUCGCAGAUUGAGUGUGAGUGAUCAUAAAGAGCGGGCACUCCUACGCUUAUUGGCGAUGGGGCGCACUACCGAUCAACCACAAGCCGAGCUCUUCUGCGAAGCAUUUGAUGCUCUGGACAACGUGAGCAAAGAUCAGCUCAUCCGAGGUCUCAAUAUCGAUGGGAAGGUCAACGAAACCGCCGUCCUACCCUACUAUAUGCCGGCAAUAAUCUCCACAACGCUCCAAAACACAAAAGACUCGGAUGAAGACAGCAAACAGCGCGCACUAACAAGCCUGAUGCGGUACCUGGCAAGAGUCUUAGGUACUCCUGAUGCCGAUGGGGUCGAGUCCGAGGAUCGACAAUACAAUACUGAAGUUCCAGGCAUCGUUAUCGAGAGGAACAUGUCAAAGGCUCAAGAUGUCAUCAACAGUCCAGAAUUCAAGGAUGAUCCGAAUAUCCUGAAUAGCCUAGAUAUACCAGCUGGACAAGUGCUACAACGAAGACGAACCAGUCAAUCUUGGUGAGACUUUCCAGCAAGCUCCAUCCCAAAAGAUCAUUGCGCUAGAUUGUGGUACCUGAAACAUUUUGAUGGUUCACCGCCACUCGCCAUACAAAAUCUGGGCGUCUCGAACACGAUUCCGAUAAAGUGGUUCUCACGGUUAGAGCCGAGCGACCAACGAAAUCUUUC
This is a messenger RNA of Exophiala viscosa, 1964 nucleotides long. RefSeq lists its product as uncharacterized. The coding region runs from base 397 to 1800 and encodes 467 amino acids. The record is from RefSeq and is a predicted model, not a curated record. Lineage: Eukaryota; Fungi; Ascomycota; Eurotiomycetes; Chaetothyriales; Herpotrichiellaceae. The transcript has a single exon.